CACCAAGGUAGGUUGCCUAGGGAUCCUGAGGAAGCUGAUGUGUUAUUCCUUCUCUGCAUCGAAGGAUCAGGAAGUUUGUAAUCUCUGCGUCGCUGAGAAGUUUUUUUUUACCUACUAGGACGUGGGGGAACAGGUGUCCCCCUAAAAUAGAGCGCAGGCUGCUGUUUGUGUCCGGCUGUAACCCAGGAGUAACGUCAGAAACAGCUGAGAAUGACCACUUUAACUCACCGGGCCCGUCGCACUGAAGUAGGCAAGAACUCUGAAAAGAAGGUGGAAAGUGAGGAAGACACUAAUCAAGACGGGAGUCCAGACAAUGAAGAUUCUGGUGACUCUAAGGAUAUUCGCCUCACACUUAUGGAAGAAGUAUUGCUCCUGGGACUAAAAGAUAAAGAGGGUUACACAUCUUUCUGGAAUGACUGCAUAUCAUCUGGCCUGCGAGGGGGUAUCCUGAUAGAGCUGGCAAUGCGGGGUCGAAUCUAUCUGGAACCCCCCACAAUGCGUAAGAAGCGACUACUGGACAGAAAGGUACUUCUAAAGUCAGAUAGCCCAACAGGGGAUGUUUUGCUGGAUGAAACUCUCAAACACAUCAAAGCAACUGAACCCACAGAAACCGUCCAGACGUGGAUAGAGCUACUCACAGGUGAGACAUGGAACCCCUUCAAAUUACAGUACCAGCUGAGAAAUGUAAGAGAGCGAAUUGCAAAGAACCUAGUAGAAAAGGGUAUUCUAACCACUGAGAAGCAGAAUUUCCUCCUAUUUGACAUGACUACUCAUCCAGUGACCAAUACAACAGAGAAACAGCGACUAGUGAAAAAACUUCAAGAUAGUGUCCUAGAGCGGUGGGUAAAUGACCCUCAGCGUAUGGAUAAGCGAACACUAGCACUCCUGGUGCUAGCCCACUCCUCUGACGUGCUAGAGAAUGUCUUCUCCUCUCUGACAGAUGACAAGUAUGAUGUGGCAAUGAAUCGAGCCAAGGACCUAGUAGAACUGGACCCCGAAGUGGAGGGAACAAAGCACAGUGCCACAGAGAUGAUCUGGGCUGUGCUGGCAGCCUUUAAUAAAUCCUAAAGCCAGUGGAUGGGUUUCUUCUUUUUCCCCUGCUGGCUGGUGACUGUCAGAGACACCACACUGAGUUUUGUGUGAUGAGAUGUUUUUCAUCAUUUCUUUUUUCCUUCUCUUGAAUCAGACACAAGAUUUGGGGAUAGCAGCUUCAGCGCUUCUCCAUAAACUUUAGCCAUUGUAAACAUACUUUAUUUCUUCUUAUUUUUCCACUACAGAGGUGAAUAAACUAGGUCAAUCCACAUAUAUCCAAUAAUCAUUUUCUCUCAUUUCUUGGUUUACUUCCAUCUGUAUGCUUUUGGAUGAGCAGGAAUAUCUAAGUGGGAUUUGGAGUUCUCUGGUCAGAAAAUGUGAAUGAGAUCUAGAGCAAACCAUUUAUUAAAUCUUUUAAAGUUUGUUUAAAAAAAAAAAAAAAGGUUUGUUUUCUGUCCUUUUUUUUUUUCUUUUAAAGUAGACUCCAUGCCCAAUGUGGGGCUUACUCAUGACCCUGAGAUUAAGAGUCACAUACUCUACCAACUGAGCCAGCCAGGCACCCCUGUUUUCUACCUUAAAUACAUGUUUUCACAGCCUUUGUCUCUCAGGCUCUAUUAAGUAAUGUAGUUAUUGUAAUAACUGUCUCUUUGAAUAAGGGCAGUGGAGAUAAUACUAAUAUUUGGAGCAGCUGGUCUCUGGGAUUGUAUGUCCCACUAAUGAUUUUUUCAUUUUUCCUUUUCUAAUCUAAUGAGAAUAUUGCAAAUUUGAUUGCCUGUUCUCACAGCCUAGAAUCAGAAAUAUAUUCUAUAUUCUCUCUUAGCAUUAUCCUACCACCUCAUUCAUUAGGACAAAGUCUGAAUAAUAAAAAAAAAAAAUGAAUCUCUCAUGUCCAUGUAUCUCAUGUCCUUCAGUCAGCAGUAUGAUUUACAAGGGAGGGAGGCAGCAUGAGAAUUUCCACCCAUUAGCACAUGACUGUCCUGAUUCCUCCAGAUUACUCUACAUGUCUCUGACUGAAUUGAGGAAGUUAUAAAUUUCAGUUGCUGAAUAGCAGCAUCCUGAGUCCAGAAACUCCAUCUAAAUUCAAGAUGUUCUUGUUCCCUAUUUUCAACUUACUUUGUAAACUGAUAGAUUCUGUCUAUAUUUAAGCAUCCUAGGAGUAUUUUUGUCCAUAUAUAAUCCACAGUUAUCCUCCUAGUUGUUAGUCUUGUUUCAACACAGUCAUCUAUCUACCCAAAUCUCUAAAAAGUUUCAAUUUUUUCAAUUCAGUGGUGAAUGCAAAGAGAAGAUGAAGGCAGAUCCUAUUGGAAGAGUAAUUUGGUGUCAAAAGCUUGCGGAUGCAAAGUCCUAGUGUUUGGAAAGCAUUUAUUAAGCUAAAUUUUUUUAAUGAAUCAUGCCUCUUGACCAUUACAUAGAAACAGACUGUCAGAGGGCUAAUACAGCCAACCCAGACCUGAUAUCAGAUCUUCAGCUAUUAAAUGAAUGAUUGUAACUUUCAUCUCCCCUAAACUUAUUUAGCCCCAUAGAAUUCCCCAACUCAAUUAACUCAAUUAAGUUUGUCACUUCAGGUAUUGCUUAUGUGACUAGAGAUACAAAUUUUAGUGUGAAAUGAAUUCUAAAUGUGAGCCUGAGUAGAGUUUCCAUGUGGUUCUCUGAAAGUACAAAAAGCAGUCCAUGUAUUGUAUCUACCUUAGUUUUCCUUUCCAUUUGAACAAUUCAGUACGAAUUGAAACCAGGUUUUCCUGUGGAAAGUAUCAGCUUGAUUGGGGGGGUGGGGAGUAGAAGUUGAGUUGAGUUCUUUCUUGCAACUCUUGGUCAGUGUUUAUUUUUAUAUUGUAUCUCAAUGAGGAUGUCUUCAGUUUGAAUCUGUAUUCACUGCAAAACACCUUCUCCUUUAAUGCAUAUGGCCUUCACAUUUCUGUAUAAUAAAUAUCAAUUAUUGGUUCUCUGGUUGUA
Messenger RNA from Lutra lutra (Eurasian river otter), 2985 nucleotides. RefSeq names its product golgi phosphoprotein 3 like (gene GOLPH3L). Lineage: Eukaryota; Metazoa; Chordata; Mammalia; Carnivora; Mustelidae. Gene Ontology annotation, cellular component: cytosol; Golgi cisterna; trans-Golgi network. Gene Ontology annotation, biological process: Golgi to plasma membrane protein transport; retrograde vesicle-mediated transport, Golgi to endoplasmic reticulum; Golgi vesicle budding. Gene Ontology annotation, molecular function: phosphatidylinositol-4-phosphate binding. The transcript has 5 exons. Bases 211 to 1068 code for a protein of 285 amino acids. The record is from RefSeq and is a predicted model, not a curated record.